Molecule: messenger RNA, 3171 nt
Organism: Blastomyces gilchristii SLH14081
Lineage: Eukaryota; Fungi; Ascomycota; Eurotiomycetes; Onygenales; Ajellomycetaceae
Product: periodic tryptophan protein 2
Exons: 5
Coding region: 59-2815 (918 amino acids)
Biological process (GO): ribosomal small subunit assembly; maturation of SSU-rRNA from tricistronic rRNA transcript (SSU-rRNA, 5.8S rRNA, LSU-rRNA)
Cellular component (GO): small-subunit processome; Pwp2p-containing subcomplex of 90S preribosome
Molecular function (GO): protein binding
Source: RefSeq, a predicted model, not a curated record
UUUAACUAUGCUGCUCGAGCGAGUAUUGCGACGACGGUGAUUGCGCAGCCUGAGGACGAUGAAGACGGAUUUCAAGUUCUCCAACCUUCUGGGGACCGUUUACCGCAAAGGAAACCUCAUCUUCACCCCCGACGGAACUUGCUUGCUCUCUCCGGUUGGUAAUAGGGUUACGGUUUUUGAUCUUAUACACAAUAAAUCAUAUACCCUCCCUUUCGCCCAUCGAACCAAUAUCUCACGAAUUGCCCUUUCUCCCAAGGGCAACCUCCUCCUCUCCGUUGACGAACAUGGAAAAGCCAUUCUGACCAACUUCAUUCGUCGAAUAACCAUCCACCAUUUCUCGUUUAAAUCUACAAUCUCCGCACUCGCCUUUUCACCUUCCGGGCGCCACUUUGCUGCUGGAGUCGGUCGGCGAAUUCAGGUCUGGAAAACACCCUCUACGCCUGGUGCAGAUGGCAAUGGAGAGCUAGAAUUCGCACCAUUCGUCCUGCAUAGGGAGUACGUGGGCCAUUUUGAUGUGGUGCAGAACAUACACUGGUCGAGCGAUUCCAGAUUUUUCCUUAGCGCUUCGAAAGAUUUAACGGCCAGGAUAUGGAGUUUAAAUCCGGAGGAUGGGUUUGAACCAACAACUCUUGCGGGGCACCGAGAAGCCGUGCUAAACGCUUGGUUUACUGAGGAUCAAGAGUCGAUCUACACCGUGAGCAAGGAUGGCGCCCUAUUUCGAUGGCAAUUUGGCGGCAAGUCCGAUGACCCAGAGGAAAUGGUAGAUAGCUCGGAUAUGCGUUGGAGGAUCACCAAAAAGAACUUUUUCAUGCAAAACAACGCAAAGGUUAAAUGUGCGGCGUACCAUGCGGCUUCUAACCUUCUAGUCGCUGGUUUCUCCAAUGGCCUAUUUGGACUUUAUGAACUACCGGAGUUUUCUCAAAUACAUAUGCUGAGUGUCUCACAGAGCAAUAUUGACUUUGUGACCAUGAAUAACUCUGGCGAAUGGAUCGCAUUUGGAUCUUCGAAGUUUGGCCAGCUGCUGGUGUGGGAAUGGCAGUCUGAGUCCUAUAUCCUGAAACAGCAAGGCCAUUUGGAUUCUAUGAACUCCCUCGUAUAUUCUCCAGAUGGACAAAAAAUAAUAACCGCGGCGGAUGAUGGGAAGAUCAAGGUCUGGGAUACCAAUUCCGGAUUCUGUAUAGUCACGUUUACGGAGCACACUAGUGGUGUCACGGCUUGCCAAUUCUCGAAGAAGGGAAAUGUUUUAUUUACCGCAUCAUUAGAUGGCUCAAUUAGAGCAUGGGAUCUCAUUCGAUAUCGAAAUUUCAGGACAUUUACUGCACCCUCAAGAUUAGCAUUCUCCUGCUUAGCAGUAGAUCCUAGUGGAGAGGUCGUAUGCGCAGGCUCAUUGGACUCGUUUGAUGUUCACAUUUGGUCCGUUCAAACGGGCCAGCUUCUAGACCGGCUAGCAGGGCACCAAGGGCCGGUGUCCUCCCUAUCCUUCGCUGCGGAUGGCUCGCAUCUGGUGAGCGGUAGCUGGGAUCACACGAUCCGAAUAUGGAGCAUCUUUGGCCGCACGCAGACUAGUGAACCCCUGGAGCUACAAGCCGACUUGCUCAGUGUAGCGUUCCGACCGGAUGGAAAACAAAUUGCUGCUUCCACCCUUGAUGGCCAAUUGACCUUCUGGUCAGUCGAAGACGCUGUGCAGCUGGGAGGAAUAGAUGGUCGACGCGAUGUAUCAGGAGGCCGGAAAAUAUCAGACCGUCGAACAGCCGCCAACGCUGCUGGCACUAAGUCGUACAAUACAAUAACUUACUCAGCAGACGGAAGCUGCCUACUUGCCGCGGGCAACAGCAAAUAUAUCUGCCUCUACGACGUCAGCACUGGCUCACUCUGCAAAAAGUUCACCGUCUCCAUUAACACCUCUCUUGAUGGCACGCAGGAAUUCCUGAACAGCAGAAAUAUGACCGAAGCCGGCCCGCGCGGCCUCAUAGACGAAGCGGGUGAAGCAUCAGAUCUGGAGGACCGCAUCGACAAACGUCUCCCCGGCGCCCGUCGUGGUGGCGACGCAGGCGCACGCACCACCCGGCCCGAAGUGCGGGUAACCUCCGUCGCCUUCUCGCCAACCGGACAAUCCUUCUGCGCCUCGUCCACAGAAGGUUUGCUGGUCUACAGCUUGGACACCUCCUUCGUCUUCGACCCUUUUGACCUCGACCUCUCCAUCACACCCGACAGCAUCCUCGAUACCCUCGCCGAAGCCAAAGCCACCUCCACCACCACCACCUCCUCCGCCCCCGCCUCUUCCACCUCAUCACCAGACACCCAAGCCUCCUUCCUAAAACCCCUCAUCAUGGCCUUCCGCCUCAACGAAGCCCCGCUAAUCUGCAAAGUCUACGAAUCCAUCCCACCAACCGACAUCCGCCUCAUCACCGCCUCCAUCCCCACAAUCUACCUACCGCGCAUGCUCCGCUUCGUCGCCAACUGCGUCGACGAGACGCCCCAUCUGGAGUUCAACCUACGCUGGAUCGAGGCGCUGCUGAGCAUCCAUGGUCGCUAUUUCAAGGACCACGGCGGCCAGCUCGCGACGGAGUUGCGCGCAGUGAGCCGCGUUGUUGAUGGGAUUCGCGAUGAGAUUAAGCGGCUCGUCGAGGGGAAUGGGUAUGCGUUGGAGUAUUUGCUUUCGAAGCCGGUGUUGAGUGGGAAGGUGGGGAAGAAGGGUUCGGGGGAUGAGGUGGUUGUGGUGAAGAAGGCGUCUGAUGCUUCUGGCGAUGAAGUUAUGGAUGAUGCUGGUGAUGGUGACGAUGGUGGGGAUGGGGAGUGGAUGGGUCUGGAUUAAAUUGAAUAUUUUGUUGGUAUAUAUAUACGCUGGCCCCUGACAUCUUUUGUGAUGGAUAUUGAGAUGUUGUACCAUGUAUGCAUUUGCAUGAUGAUGUGUUUUUGUUGUUCUUUAGUUUCUUUUUAUUUACCCGGAGUUACAGCGUAGCAAAAGGGGUAGGAUGGCAAAAAGUUAGCAUGCUGCAUGGAUAAUGGACAUCAUUCUGUAUCAUUGGUUAAUUUUAACUUGAUUCAUUUUCAACAUGAAAGUUUGAAUGUAUCGCCGAAAGAGCAAAAAGUUUUAGGUAGCCAUGAUCAAUCAAGAGCCAAUGGAAAUAUUAGAAAAUAUAAAUAGCACGAAUUGAGCGGAUAAACCAU